This is a messenger RNA of Rotaria socialis, 738 nucleotides long. Lineage: Eukaryota; Metazoa; Rotifera; Eurotatoria; Philodinida; Philodinidae. The record is from the annotation of a GenBank genome assembly.
AUGAGUUUAAAUAAUAAUCAUGAUGAUUCAAAUGAUGACUUAAUGAUUUUCACGAUGGAUCCAUUAAACCCUAAUGAUGAUGAUAUAGAUGAUGGUCGAACACAAUUAAAAUCUGAUCUGUCAACAAGUGAUUAUCAUUCGUAUGUCACAACAACGGAAACAUCAAUUACGGUUGAUCCAUCACCAUUUGAAUUCGUCAGUACAAAUAAAAAAAUGUUCGAUAUAACAGAUUUACUUGGUUCAUCACCAUUUGAUGAUAAAGAAGAGAUUUGUAAAUGGUUUGACAAACUUCAACCGAUAUCGACAAGUUCACCAAGUUUAAAUCUCGUUGAAUAUUUACGUGGACAAACAUUAACACACGAUCAAGAUAUACAAUGGCAAAUUGAACAAAAUCAUUUAAAAUAUGAUUCAAAACAAUUAUCACCAAGUGAUUAUUUAACUCGUCAAUCCCUUUACAAUCGUCCAGUAGCUUUUGAAAAAGAUUCGCGUUCAUGGGCGCGCAGCUUAUUAAAUAAUUUUAAAAAGACAAACAAUAAAGCUUCAAUUAAUUAUUCUUAUAUUAAAAAUUCUCCAUCAUUCGAUCAUCAUAUGCAAUUUAUUGAACACUUAAAUGAAUGUAAUGAUUAUCCAACAUAUUUGGAAUAUAUAAAUGAAAAUCGCUCACAACUAUUCUAUACGCUUACAGAUUCACUUGAUAUUAUUGAUGGUCUUCUUGGAACUGUUGUUUCAUCGUUUUGA